AUGGAGAUGGCUAUAAUGGAUUUGGUAAUGGCGGAAAUAAUUUUGGAGAUGGUGGAAGGUACAAUGAUUUUGGCAGUUAUAAUGAUGAAUCUUCAAAUUUUGGACCCACAAAAAGAGGAAACUUUGGAGACAGAAGCUCUAGUCUCCAUGGUGGUAGAGGCCAGUACUACAAAACCGAACCACAAAACCAAUAACAGUCUCAGAAGCAACAUUUAUUACCGAGAAAGGAUGCAGAUUAGAAUCUGCAAAGGGAAAAGGUGCACAGGUCGAGCCCAGGAGAAAUCGGGAGCAAAGCUUGCAGUUGUCCUCUCCUGGGAGAAUCCCACAAACAGCACUCGAUUCUCCCAGCAACAAUGUGUAACAACACCUGCGCCGAGCGGGGAGAACGAGGCCGAGAGUCGGCAGGGCCCCGACUCGGAGCGCGGAGGCGAGGCGGCUCGGCUCAACCUGUUGGACACUUGCGCCGUGUGCCACCAGAACAUACAGAGCCGGGCGCCCAAGCUGCUGCCCUGCCUGCACUCCUUCUGCCAGCGCUGUCUGCCCGCUCCCCAGCGCUACCUCAUGCUGCCCGCGCCCAUGCUGGGCUCGGCCGACACCCCGCCGCUGGUCCCCAGUCCCGGCUCGCCGAAUGCAAUUUUGUCUUUUCCAGUUGGGGUCAUUCGAUGUCCAGUUUGCAGCCAAGAAUGUGCCGAGAGACACAUAAUAGACAAUUUUUUUGUGAAAGAUACUACUGAGGUUCCCAGCAGUACAGUAGAAAAGUCUAAUCAGGUGUGUACAAGCUGUGAGGAUAAUGCUGAAGCUAAUGGGUUUUGUGUAGAGUGUGUUGAAUGGCUCUGCAAGACAUGCAUCAGAGCUCAUCAAAGGGUGAAGUUCACAAAAGACCACACUGUGAGACAGAAAGAAGAAGUAUCUCCAGAGGCAGUUGGUGUGACCAGUCAGCGACCCGUGUUUUGUCCUUUUCAUAAGAAGGAGCAGCUAAAGCUUUACUGUGAAACAUGUGACAAACUGACUUGUCGGGACUGCCAGUUAUUAGAACAUAAAGAGCAUAGAUAUCAAUUUAUAGAAGAAGCUUUUCAGAAUCAGAAAGUGAUCAUAGAUACACUAAUCACCAAACUGAUGGAAAAAACAAAAUACAUAAAAUUCACAGGAAAUCAGAUCCAAAACAGGAUAAUUGAAGUAAAUCAAAAUCAAAAGCAAGUGGAACAGGAUAUUAAAGUUGCUAUAUUUACAUUGAUGGUAGAAAUAAAUAAAAAAGGAAAAGCUCUACUGCAUCAGCUUGAGAACCUUGCAAAGGACCAUCGCAUGAAACUUAUGCAACAACAACAGGAAGUGGCUGGACUUUCUAAACAGUUGGAACAUGUAAUGCAUUUUUCGAAAUGGGCAGUUUCCAGUGGCAGCAGUACAGCAUUACUUUAUAGCAAGCGACUGAUUACAUACCGGUUACGGCACCUCCUUCGAGCAAGGUGCGAUGCUUCCCCAGUGACCAAUAAUACCAUCCAGUUUCACUGUGAUCCUAGUUUCUGGGCUCAAAAUAUUAUCAAUUUAGGUUCUUUAGUUAUUGAAGAUAAAGAAAGUCAACCACAAAUGCCUAAGCAGAAUCCUGUCGUGGAACAGAACUCACAGCCACAAGGUGGUUUAUCUUCAAACCAGUUAUCCAAGUUUCCAACACAGAUCAGCCUAGCUCAAUUACGACUCCAGCAUAUGCAGCAACAGGUAAUGGCUCAGAGGCAACAGGGGCAACGGAGGCCAGCACCUGUGGGUUUACCAAACCCUAGAAUGCAGGGGCCCAUCCAGCAGCCUUCCAUCUCUCAUCAGCAACCUCCUCCACGUUUGAUAAAUUUUCAAAAUCACAGCCCCAAACCCAAUGGACCAGUUGUUCCUCCUCCUCAUCAACAACUGAGAUAUCCACCAACCCAGAAUAUGCCACGACAAGCAGUAAAGCCCAACCCCCUACAGAUGGCUUUCUUGGCUCAACAAGCCAUAAAACAGUGGCAGAUCAGCAGUGGGCAGGCUCCCCCAUCAACUGCCAACAGCACGUCCUCCACUCCUUCUAGUCCCACCAUUACUAGUGCAGCAGGAUACGAUGGAAAGGCUUUUGGUUCGCCUAUGAUUGAUUUGAGCUCACCAGUGGGAGGUUCUUAUAAUCUUCCUUCUCUUCCAGAUAUUGACUGUUCAAGUACUAUUAUGCUGGAUAAUAUUGUGAGGAAAGAUACUGGUAUUGAUCAUGGCCAACCAAGACCACCCUCAAACAGAACUGUCCAGUCACCAAAUUCAUCAGUGCCAUCUCCAGGCCUUGCAGGACCAGUUACUAUGACUAGUGUACAUCCACCAAUACGUUCACCUAGUGCCUCCAGCGUUGGGAGCCGAGGAAGCUCUGGUUCUUCCAGCAAACCAGCAGGAGCUGAUUCUACGCACAAAGUCCCAGUGGUCAUGUUAGAGCCAAUCCGAAUAAAACAGGAAAACAGUGGACCACCUGAAAAUUACGAUUUUCCUGUUGUUAUAGUGAAACAAGAAUCAGAUGAAGAAUCUAGGCCUCAAAAUACCAACUACCCAAGAAGCAUACUCACCUCCCUGCUUUUAAACAGCAAUCAGAGCUCUGCUUCUGAGGAGUCUGUGCUAAGAUCAGAUGCCCCUGAUAGCACAGGAGAUCAGCCUGGACUUCACCAGGAAAAUUCCUCAAAUGGAAAAUCCGAGUGGCUGGAUGUCUCACAGAAGUCACCCCUUCAUGUCGGAGAGACAAGGAAAGAGGAUGACCCCAAUGAGGACUGGUGUGCAGUUUGUCAGAAUGGAGGGGAACUCCUAUGCUGUGAGAAGUGUCCCAAAGUAUUCCAUCUUUCUUGUCAUGUGCCCACAUUGGCAAAUUUUCCAAGUGGAGAGUGGAUUUGUACUUUCUGUCGAGAUUUAUCUAAACCAGAAGUUGAAUAUGAUUGUGAUGCUCCCAGUCACAACUCAGAAAAAAAGAAAACUGAUGGUAAAUUAACACCAAUAGAUAAAAGGAAGUGUGAACGCCUACUUUUAUUUCUUUACUGCCAUGAAAUGAGCCUGGCUUUUCAAGACCCAGUUCCUCUAACUGUGCCUGAUUAUUACAAAAUAAUUAAAAAUCCAAUGGACUUGUCGACUAUCAAGAAAAGACUACAAGAAGAUUGUUUCGUGUAUACAAAGCCUGAAGAUUUUGUAGCUGAUUUUAGAUUAAUCUUUCAAAACUGUGCUGAAUUCAAUGAGCCUGAUUCAGAAGUAGCCAAUGCUGGUAUAAAACUUGAAAGCUAUUUUGAAGAACUUCUAAAGAACCUUUAUCCAGAAAAAAGGUUUCCUAAACUAGAAUUCAGGAAUGAAUCAGAAGAUAAUAAAUUUAGUGAUGACUCAGAUGAUGACUUUGUACAGCCCCGGAAGAAACGACUCAAAAGCAUAGACGAACGCCAGUUGCUUAAAUAAGGAGCACCAUUGGCAUGUGAUGGUUUUUAGAUUUUUUUUGUUUUCAAAAAACAUUUUGUCGGUAAUUUAACAUCAUUACAAAGAAGAAUUUGUGACCACUCUGAUCUAUAAGUUUUGAUGUUUACUAGACUUUGAUUUUCUUAAUAACCUAUUUCUUUUAACCUUAUUAAGCAAAAAAAUAAAAAAUAAAAGAGAAGGGAGGGAGGAAGAAAGGAGAAAGGAAGAUAUAAAGACGCAUCAGCAACAAAAUAAAUAAGACAUUGUUCCCACUUCCUGGAUUUCAAAACUGUAAUCUGGAGCGUGAUAGCUACUGUAGAAAGGAAAUAGACUUUGUUUGAACUCUAAGUUGAAAAUUUAAUGUGGUUUGGAUGUGUGCAGUAAUCGAUUUUUAGAAAAUACCACUGCCCAUUAAUUAUGGCCCGACUGUGAGUUAGGUUUACUAUCCAUAAGAGCAGUUCUCCAUGAACAUGGAUGGUAAUAAGAGAUCUAUCCUAGGAUGCCUACUUGUGCAAUGAAAAAGUAGAUUAGAUACUAUUAAGAAGGCACCUAAUAGCAUAUCAUGUAAGAUGGAAACUUUUAAAGAAAAAGCAGGAAAGCAAAUGUUUGGUUUUUAUUUUUGUUUCUUGUCUAUAGAGGUGUUUGGUAUAGCAGAUUUUCGAGGCCAUUUUUUUCAUACAUUUCUAACUUCUUCCACUGAGGAAGUAAGUGAACACUUUUGGUUUUGCUCUAUGUCUGUGUGAGGUUUUGUUGUUUUAACUGUGCAGGUGAUCCUUUUGAUAACAAGACUCAUUGUUUGCUGUAUGGCUUUUAGUGGAACUACUCAAAAUAUGAAAUACAGCAGUGUGCGCCAUAUUUGAUGUGAGGAUUCUUUAAAAUAUACCCUGUUGGGCAUUAAAUGUUAAGUUCCCCCGAAAGGAACUAGUUUUUGUGGUUUUCAUCUGUCUUUAUAAUUUGGGAUGAAAAUGUAUUGUGGCAUUUGGGAGCAGGCAGUUAGAGGGAAUUAUAAUGAAAAUGUAAUUUUUUCUGAAGCAUCUGUUUCCUAUUUUUAAGAAACAGAACCUCAUAUUGAAUCUUUCAUCUGACAAUUCUGAAUUUCAUUUUCAUUCUUCUGAUAGAAAUACAGAAGACAUAUCUUCUGAGACGAAGCAUAUUCUUAAUGGGCCAGACCUAGCUAGUUUAAUUGACAUUUAUUUCUUUUGUUCAGUGUCAAAGGAAACUAGAUUAAGAUAGGAGAAAAUUGCUGUGCUAUUUGCUAAUCUAACAUUUGACAAAAUAUUUACACCUGAAAUUUUUUCGUUUUCCAGUUUAAACCUAUAUUUAUAAAACAUUAAUUAGCUGAGGGAAAUUUUUCUCUGUAGGCUCACAGAAUAAAAAUAUAGCUGACUUGAAAGAAGGUUAUCUUUGGAUGGUGCCAUGAAUUAAACCUAGAAGACUUGCAUUUAUCUAUAUGGCACUACUUUCUAAAUUAGUCAAUUUGAAAAUAAUCUGUGGCUAAUUUAUUGGAUUUUCAGAUAUUGCUAAAGAUAAAAUAUAAGAAAAUAACUUAGUAGCAGUAGCUUCUCACUUUCUACAUAGAGUUAUUUCUUAUCCAUAACAUGUCAGUUACAUAUUAAUGGUUAAAAAGUCUUAUUAAUCACUUUUCCGAAUAUGCAUUCAGGGUAAUUGUUGUUUGUGUUGUUUUGAAUACGCAUUUGACAUCCCUCCAAAGACCGAACAAAUUUUGGUAACCGUGCAUAUACCAUUUAAUUUUGUUUUGUUUUUUUUUGCUCCAGCAGCUGUGGGACUUUUACCGAUAAGUUUAUUGUUGGCAUCUUAGAUUACUGUUCUGAUAGUUUGUUCUUCCAUACUUACCUCCUGAGUUAAAACAGGGCAACACAGAUAAAUUUUGAAGAGGAUCAUAAAGGGAAGUAGCACUGAGGAGAGAGAAAAAUAAUUUCUGAGCCAGAAUUUCUAGUAAUGUAUCCCAAACUUUCCCUGUUAUAUUCAGUGCCAUAUUAAUCUUUUAAAACAGUAUUUCCGUUUCACCUUUACCAUUUUUUUUUUUUUUUUUGCUGAAUUAAAGGCAGUUGGGAACCAUCUUUCCUAUAAUCUUACAUAAUAUAAAUUAUAUUAAAAGUAUUUUUCUCUUCAAAUAGCCUUCAGCAAUGGUCUUUAAGAUUAAAGUCUUAUGACUUUAUUAAUAAGCGUCUAUGUGCUCAGGUGGAUCCCAGUAAGUAGCUCCUAAGUUCUAACAGACAUUAAGUAAUCCUGACUCUAUCCCAUGCUCAUUUAGAGAGUAUCCUCUCAAAAGUUCAGUGCAAUUCAAGCAGCCUUGACCUAAGCUUAACCCAAUGUUUAUCUCUGAUCAAAAACUCCAUGAGAUUUCCCUCUGGAUUUGUAACCAAGAGCCCAGUGUCAUAGCUAUAAGACACCCAAUACUGAAUGUGACCACAUGAUCACCCCUUUAGCUGGGGCUUAUGAAUGAGCAGAUGAUGUGGGAGCUAGGAUUUACUCAGUCCAGCUCAUCGAGAGCUUUCCCAGGUGCCAAGCAUCUGAUCUUCCUGGCAAUAAGGAAACCCAAGUACACAGUCAGUGACUUAUAUGGCUAUGACAAAUAUAAAUGGACUGAGAUACAGCAUAUUUAAAAUAUAUUUGUACAUCAGCAUCUAGCAAUGCAAUCAUUUCGUCCUUUGAAUUAGCAGGCCUUAUCUUUUCUCAGUGGAGGGGUAGGAAAUUGGAAGUUGCUAAAAGGAAAAUAUCUUCUUUUCCAAACUAAAGAAUAGGCUCCACAUUUUACUACCACACAGUAGUGUAGUUGUAACAUAAAAAUGCUUUCAGAAAGUUUCACUCCACAGUCAAAAAGGUGAGUAUACAGCUCAUUGCUCCAUUUAUUAAUUUGCAUGUCAAAGUCCUAUGAUGUUGCAAUGCUCCGACUUUUAAAUUUGGGUUCCAUGGAAAGACUAGUUAGACAACGAAAGGAGUUAUUCCUCCUUUUGCUGAGGCCUGAUCCACAAAUAAUGUGAAUCCCAAAAAUAAGUUACUUCAUGUGAACAAGAGGUUUUUAGGUUUAAAUAGAAGAUGUACUCAUUUUUCUGUUUAUCUGUAUUCGUUAUGAAAGAGAGAAAUCAAGUGAUCUGAUUAGCCAUUAAAAUAUGGGCAUGACCAUGCAUUCAACCAUCUAAUUUCUUACUGAAAUAGAGCCCUUUUAAAUAACCAUGUACAUAUUUCUUAAAGUAUUUUAUAACUUCAUGUAAAUUAAUAGUUGGUAUCUUUUUACAAACAUAUAUUGCCCCUUCAUUUUGGGUGUGAAUUUAUUGUCAUAAUUCACAUGCUGGUGGCUCAUGUACCUGAGUGGGAGUAAUGCUAGCCAAUUAGAUCACAGAUUUCUUUCUUCAUGAAAGGUUUGCUUAUUGUAAAGGACAUCUGAGACAGUAGUCUUUGUUUCUUUGUUUAAUUUUAGGGGGCUAAUUGGUGCUUUGGUUUUAAUAAAAAUUAGCUUCAAUGGA
Pteropus alecto (black flying fox) is the source of this 6917-nucleotide messenger RNA. It is a transcript of the gene TRIM24, whose product is annotated as tripartite motif containing 24. Bases 1 to 3432 code for a protein of 1143 amino acids. Gene Ontology annotation, molecular function: zinc ion binding; protein binding. The record is from RefSeq and is a predicted model, not a curated record. The transcript is spliced from 21 exons. NCBI's taxonomy places the organism in Eukaryota, Metazoa, Chordata, Mammalia, Chiroptera, Pteropodidae.